Molecule: messenger RNA, 1826 nt
Organism: Heterocephalus glaber (naked mole-rat)
Lineage: Eukaryota; Metazoa; Chordata; Mammalia; Rodentia; Bathyergidae
Gene: Spaca9
Product: sperm acrosome associated 9
Cellular component (GO): acrosomal vesicle; ciliary base; sperm flagellum
Source: RefSeq, a predicted model, not a curated record
AGGCGCCCACCCUUUGGAGAGCGGCGUCCCAGGAAGGCGGGGCUACGGCUCAGGGGUGGGGCAGGGAGGCCACGUGACCCGGUUGCUAUGGCACCGCGGUCACAAUCAGGCCCAAGGCCCCCCUGAGGCGACCCCACCCCAGCCCUGGCGCCCCUCGUCCAGGUCCCCCCUCCAGGGCUCCAGUCACGCGGCUGCGGGCGCUCUGGGAGCCGAGGGCGUUGCAGGACGAGCGAGGCUGUUGGUCACAGUCACGGAGCGUGAGAAUCAGCAGGGCCCUGGCCCAUUCUACAGAUGUAUAAACGGAGGCCCAGAAAGGGGAAGAGUCACGCUCAGGGUCACCCACUAAGUCAGAGGAGGCAGGGCUGGAACUAAGCGCCCAGACCCCAGCCCAGAGACACCCUGAAUCACAAAGCCAGGGCCUGAGCCUUCCCCCAAACUGCUUCCUCAAAGCGCUCAAGCCCUGGACAGCAUGUCAGACUCGACUGCAAAGGCAGCUGGGGACGAAAAGGAAACUGACUCCCCUGAACAGAAAACACAACUACCAAGCCUGCAAUUUGCACCGGAGAGAUCCCUCGUGUCCCCCAAGUGACCACUGACGAUGUCGAUGAAUGAAGUCAAAGAUUCGCUCCGCAGUGUGGAGCAGAAGUACAAGCUCUUCCAGCAGCAGCAGUUCACCUUCAUUGCAGCCCUGGAGCACUGCAGGGAGAAUGCGCACGACAAGAUCCGGCCCAUCUCCAGCAUUGGACAGGUGCAGAGCUACAUGGAACACCACUGCUACAACUCUACGGACCGGCGGAUCCUGCUCAUGUUCCUGGACAUCUGUUCGGAGCUGAACAGGCUCUGCCAGCACUUCGAGGCCGUGCACUCUGGCACCCCGGUCACCAACAACCUCCUGGAGAAAUGCAAAACCCUGGUCAGCCAAAGCAAUGACCUGAGCAGCCUGAGAGCCAAGUACCCUCAUGGUGUGGUGAACCACCUCAGCUGUGACGAAGCCAGGAACCACUAUGGGGGCGUGGUCAGCCUCAUCCCCCUGGUCCUGGACACCGUGAAAGAAUGGAUCGCCCACUCGGAGAAGCUGCCCCGCAAGGCGCUGCAGCAUGUGAGUGUGCCCCCAGCUCACCAGAAAGCCACUGGGGCAGCCACUCAACCUCUGCCUUGGCUAAGAAAACUCAAGUGUAGGCAACUUGGGAAAGACAACCUCAGACCUAGGGGGAAAGACAAAGGACAUUCCAAACCCCCCUGGAGGCCACCUGGUGGGAAACUGUAACCCAGGGCCAGGGACCUGCUGCACUUUGGGUGCUGUUUAAUCAGUUUCGUUCAAACUGGUUGACCCAUUCUUGCUGGUACUCCCAGUCCCUGCCGUGAACCCUGAAGGGGGCCAAUACACUGCUGAGAAUCUCUCUUCUCGCUUUCACUUCUAACUCUUUGAUUCCAAUCUCUAUGGUAUGGAUGAGGAUCCCCACUUAACAAACUCCCCAAACAGUGUGGUGUUGGUAGUGGGUGUCCAGAGGAGGGGCACUGAACCAGCGCCCACCAGUGUACCUGGGCUGCUCCAGCUGUGGCGCCUGGGCAGUGAGGAGAGGCCUGAGCUCUCUGUAGGACAGAGUUGCUCCUGCUGCCCAAUGGGAGCUCAAGGGUCAGGCUGUGUUCAGAACAAAGGGGAUGAACCCAAACAUCCCUCUCCUUUACUUGGAAAAAGGAGGCCAUGACAGAAGCUGAAGAACUCUAUUCUGUGGCUCUUGAGCAAGCACUGUUAAGGCCUGGACACUGUAAAAUGUGUCCCUGGCUUCUGAGUGUGAGGAAGUCACGCUGACUGUUGGUUUUUC